This is a messenger RNA of Trichoderma aggressivum f. europaeum, 6105 nucleotides long. RefSeq lists its product as uncharacterized. The record is from RefSeq and is a predicted model, not a curated record. Gene Ontology annotation, biological process: small GTPase-mediated signal transduction. Gene Ontology annotation, cellular component: plasma membrane; cytoplasm. The transcript has 2 exons. The coding region runs from base 1 to 6105 and encodes 2034 amino acids. Gene Ontology annotation, molecular function: small GTPase binding; guanyl-nucleotide exchange factor activity. Lineage: Eukaryota; Fungi; Ascomycota; Sordariomycetes; Hypocreales; Hypocreaceae.
AUGCCCUGGCAGCCUCUCCCCCGGAUCGCCUUCGCCGUCGCGACCUACCCUUUCACAGCCGCGAGCCCGGCCGACCUCCCGCUCGAAAUUGGCGAUGAGCUCUAUAUAAUCGAAGAGACGCCAGACGGCAACUGGCUGCGCGGCUACCUCGUGGCGCCCCCCAGUCUGCUGGCUGGUCUGACAUCGGUCAAGGGACAGACGUUGGAAGCUCGCGUCUUCAGUGGCAUCUUUCCGAGAAGCUGUGUAGAGGUUCGAGAGCUGCUUGGCGAAACGGACGAAAGACACGAUGAAGAUUUUGCGAGCGACAGCGGCAUCGACGACCGCCCGGGUAGCGAUUCAGCCAAAAGUGGCAUAGAGUCAAAAGGUCAGGACAGGACGACGAUGGAUUCGAGCCAGUGGAAGAAGACUUUGCGAGAUCUCACGGGCGACGCGGUCAAGAACCUCUCAGUCCCGGUUCGCAGAGAUCCCAAUGUGCCUCGACCCCCAGCACCUGUUCCGAUGCUCAAGAUUGGUGACGAGACGCCGACCUCGGUAGAUGAACCACUAGUUGACGAAAUCGCGUCGUGCUUGCGAGAGUGGCACUCCAAAUAUCUGCAUGAGCUGCUUCUCUCUCGUCAGUAUGCAAAGCUCGAAAAACUAUCACAACUCGUCAACUCUUUGAACCUCCACCGCCAGCAGUUUCUCUACAAUGUUCUCACAGCGCACGAAUACGAGCGACUGCGGGAGAAGACGGUCUGGGAUCUCGUCACGGUCAACAAACUAUGUGGUGGUGAGGUGGUUGUGCGAGAUCCAGCAGCGCGCGGCAGAGUUCUGACGGCGGAUGACUCUGUUGUCGACGUCACCAAGCUCCAAUCGGUUAUGAGCUUACUGGAUGAGCCUCCCCAAACCACGGUCGAGCUGGCGAGUUUAAACCACAUCUUGCUAGACGUCAAGGGCUUUGCUGGAAGCUCCACCGAGGAGACAAUAAUUGUGGCCUACCUUGUCAGCAAACCGCAAUAUGCAAAGGGAUCCAACCUCUCUGAGUGUUUCAGCAUUGAGAUCCCCGCGGGCGGCUCCAUCAGCGGUCUCGCUCAAAACGCCAGCACCAAGACUCUGUUUACAGAUCUCUCUGCCCAUGACAUUGGAGAUGCGCCGUCUGCCGACUCCGAGCUGUACCUUGUUGUCAAGGUGUUGGGAUCACAGCACAUCUUUAUCCCCCAACCUUUGUCUCGGUCCGGCACCGACAGCAGCUUUACGAGAGAAAACGUGAAAACUCCGCCAGCAAGCUCGGGAAAGGCUUCUAGGAGAAGCAUGAUGUGGGGGAGCAAAAGUGGACGAACCGCCUUUUCUCGAGGCAACGCAGUGGCCAAAAUGGAUUCCGUUUCCGAGUCGCAGGAGGGAAGACCUUCUACAACUCGCUUGGACAGCCAAGACGGAAGCAGCCAUCCGCCAAGCACUGCCGGAUCGAAGAGUACUUCGGCGGCAAGUCUUCAUGAAACAGGACAGAUUGUUGAGCGUACCAUCGGCGUUGGAGUUUUGAAGCUCAACUCCAUCAUGAAGCAGACAGAAGAGGUCGAGCAGGUUGUCAACAUCUGGUCGCCGUCGCUUGGAUAUUCUCAGACUGAUAGGGACGCUGCCGAAGAGUUCGAUCCCUUGAUUCGGGAGCUGAUUACUAGUACUUCCGGUCAAUAUGAAAAAUCGAGGAGCGGCGAGCGACUACAAGUUUCGCUUAGGAAAUUCCAUCAUCCGGAUGCAGAUGGGCUGAUCAAGGCCACGCCCACCAUCUUGUCGGGUGUAUCAAAGACGAGUAGAAUCGGGUUUGCUGCCGCACCAACCAAGUCAAGAUCGGAUAUAUAUCUGACGCUCAACAUUGCCGCCUUGGCAAAGCAACAUCUCAUUUCAAGAUUCGCGGGCAGCGCAAUUAACCUACCCAGCACAGUCAGCGGAGCGAAUUUGCAACUUACGCUAGAGAUCCGCCAGUCCUCCGGUGAACGAUUUGAGAGAUGCAUCUUUACAUCUUCCAAUACCGAGGCUCUAACCACGUUCAAAUCUUGUGCUGUGGAAAGGGGCGAGGCUUGGAACCAGACGCUCCGCUUGUCGCUACAACCAAGCGACGUGAUGAACGCUCACGUGGUCAUGUUCUUGUCGGACAUGCCCAACCCGCCAUUUGCUGUUGCUCAUAUGCCUCUGUGGGAGGGCCAAGCCUUUAUUCGCGACGGGCCCCAUGGACUCUUGCUCUAUAAAAUAGACGAGUUCACCUCCACCGCGCAGGCAGGCCCCUCGGGCAAAGGCGGAUAUCUCUCCACCCCCUGGGCACCACGAGGUAAGGAUGGGUCAGUCGAGGUCACUGGGCCGCUUGCCGUGAUGCUGGUUGAUACCUACCUCUGCAGCACAAAGUUCUCUCAGGACAGAGUUAUCCUCGGGCUUCUCAAAUGGAAAGAGUUGCCAAAGGACGAAAUCCCCGCUAUUCUGAGACAAAUCAUCUUUGUCUCAGAGAUUGAGGUCGUGAAGCUCCUUAGCGACGUGCUAGAUGGGCUCUUUGGAAUCCUCGUGGAGCACUCUGGGAAUGAUGAAUAUGAAGAUUUGGUGUUUACGGCUAUGGUUAGGGUACUUGGAAUCGUACACGAUCGGCGAUUCAAUCUUAGUCCCUUGGUUGACAAUUAUGUGGAAACCCAGUUCAACUAUCCCUUUGCUACCCCUUGUCUGAUACGGUCUUUCACUCGGCUGCUCAAACGCCCCACGGAACCCGAGACAGCUCGCAAGUUGCGGGCAACUUUCAAAGUCGUGAGACACAUUUUGAAGUUCAUCACUCAAUCCCGAGGGCAGCAAAAGGUAAAGGAAGCGGGGAUAGGGAUCAAGUCCUCCACCCAGGGAUUCACUAGGAGCCUUCGAAGCAUUUUCAAAGCGCUUGAUGCGAUGAUGCGAAACUCGGCACCGGCGCUCGUUGGCAGUCAGACGUUGGCGGUGCAGCAUUUCCACACUUGGCUGCCAGAGCUGACGGGUCUCUUGACGACAGAAGAGAUCCUGCACAUUGCUAUUGAUUUCAUGGACUCGUGCAAAGAGGUGAAGGGCAAGCUUAUCAUUUACAAGCUGUGCCUUAUCAUCAACUACUCUAAGCUGGACAUAUUUGCUCAUCCAGAGCAGAAGUCUGCCCUGAGUGCCAACACUGUGCGAUGGAUCUCUCCUCACUGGGGUCAUACUGAAGAGGUUAAUGAUCAGUGGCGAGAGCAGAUUCGACUGUGCUGUUCUAUCCUCGCCAGCCAGAUCGACCAUCUGGGUCCGGAAAUCCCCGACCAUAUCCCUAAUAUUGUCGAUUCUUAUCUGGCCAUUCUCGCAUCCCCACAGAAACCUAGAAACAAGCUCUCUCUUUUGUUUCCUUCAGCAUAUCCCUUCCCCACUAAGCCAAUAGCUGAAGAGCUGGCCUUUGACGAAUCCCUGGCCGAAUUGUCCGCGGUUCUUUCUGCCCUGGCGAACUCUCCCUCGGGCAUGCAGCUUGAGUUGGCUUCUGAGGACGACUUGACGACCCUUUUGGAGAACCUACUCAAAGUGCAAAUGAGCAUUUUGACCGGCGAGGCGUUUCCAAAUGGAUGGCUAAGUGUGCUUAUUUAUCAUCACAAGUCGACGAUGAGAAUCUUGCAGUAUCUGGCUGGUAUUCUUCUUGAAUCUUGCCUACCCGACCCCGAUGAGGCAGAAUCAUUCAACACUGAGCUCUGGAAGCUGUUCUUCACAACGCUGCUGAAACUUGUGGGAAGCUCCUCGCUUGCUCUGGAGACGUUUCCCGAGCAGAAGAGGAGAGCAGUGUGGAAGAUUGCUGGCGAUGUGCGGGAACACGGAGCUGAUCUUUUACGAAGAAUGUGGGAGGCUAUCGGCUGGGAAACCACGUCAGAAGAGCAUGAUAAAUACGGACUCAGCAAUAUCGGCGGAUACCAAGUACAAUACGUCCCGACUCUAGUUGGCCCUAUCGUAGAGCUCUGUUUGAGUGUCCAUGAAGGUCUCCGCAGAAUGGCGGUUGAGGUUCUGCAGACUAUGAUUGUGAGCGAGUGGACUUUGAGUGAAGACCUAUCUGUGAUUCAGACAGAACUCAUUGAUUCAUUGGACACUUACUUCAAAUCGAAUCCUCUCACGGAAAGCAUCCUCCAAAAGCUAUUCAUCUCAGAGCUACUUGAACGAUUCCGGCCCCUUUCAGAGGUUGCGGAAGAGCCUCUCUACGCAGCUGUGCGUGAGCUUGUUGGCACUUUGGACGAGUUUCUCGAUUUACUCGUUGCUGUGCACAGUGGUGGUGAUGGUAGCGGUGAAGCAUCCAACAUCAUAAACCGACUCCGACUCAUGGAGUUCCUGCGCGACAUGCAAAAGGAGGACAUCUUCAUUCGCUAUGUCCAUCAGCUGGCGAAGUUGCAGGCCGAGUCUAGGAACCACACAGAGGCUGGUCUAGCGCUCCGCCUCCAUGCGGAUCUCUAUGAAUGGGACCCGAUUGGGCAUGUUCCAGCGUUGGCCGAUCCCCAGUUUCCAGCGCAGUCUCCAUUUGAGCGUAAAGAGAGAAUCUAUUUCGAGAUGAUUAAGCAUUUUGAGGACGGAGAAUCGUGGAGCAACGCCCUGACUGCGUACAAGGAGCUCCAGGUCCAGUACGAAACCAAUGUAUACGAUUUCGCCAAGCUCGCCAGAACUGGGAGGGCAAUCGCAACGAUAUACGAGAGCAUUUCAAAGAGCGAAAAGGUUACGCCAAAGUACUACAGAGUGGCCUUCAAGGGACUUGGAUUUCCUACUUCUGUGCGGGACAAGGAAUUUGUCUAUGAAGGGUCUCCAUCUGAACGCGCUUCGGCCUUUACAGACCGCAUGCAAGAGCAAUACCCAUCGGCCCAGAUCAUCACCGGCGGCGACGUUGAUGAGAUGGAAGGCCAGUUCUUGGUCGUUUCGGCUCUUACGCCACACCGAGACCUCUCGCAUCAAGUAUACCAAAGAGUUCGGGUGCCGCACAUAGUCCGGGACUUUUUACUGUCAUCCCAUCCUCAAGUCUUCUCCGUGACAACCAAGAGGAACACUUCUGGACCAGUACAGGAGCAUUGUGCCGAGAAAUUAGUUUUCACUACUGCAGAGCCUUUCCCUACACUUCUACGCCGGAGCGAGAUUCUCGAAACUCGCGAAGUCAGGCUCAACGCCCAGGAGACCGCCUUGGAACGCAUUUCUAGGAAGACACAGGAGAUGACUCUACUGGAACGCCGAUUAGCUGACGGCGAUGACUUGGUUGCUCAACAGCUAAUUGAAGCUAUCAACAUUUCUGUCAGCCCAGCCUCUGAGAACAGUGUUGUGCAAUACCGCAAACUGCUCCCCGAACCAUCGAGCGGAGAGGAGGGCUCGGAUGGGGACGAUGACGAGGAAGAAGAUGACGAGAUUGAGCUUGAUCCUCAAGAAACCGCAAUCAAGAUGACUCUGGUGGAUCAUGCUAUGAUGCUCAAGAGAUGCUUGACCCUCUUUUCCCGGAGCAAGAAUGAAGCCAUUUCCCGGAGAUAUUCGGAGCUUCAAGGCUACUUUGAGGCAACCUUUGCACCAGAGAUUGCUCUAUUCGCGCCCCGGCAGCCAGUCCUACAGCCAGUCUCAACACCGUCCCCUACUUGGAGAGGGUCAACACCCGGCGGCGAGAAGGGCCCACAGUGGACGAGUAUUGCUGUUCCGGUGAACGGAGUGAAGGCUGAGGAGGCGACUGUCAUUCGACAAAUCACUCCUCGGCAGCGCGGUGCGCGCCUGAGCUUCUUGGGAGGCCGAAAGAAAGAGCUAGACGGCAGCGAGGCCACUGAUCAGGCCAACAGCAAUACAGGUGAGACGAAGGCACACACACGCGGCCUCAGCAGGGAUAAGGCACACAUGCGCGGCCUCAGCAAGGACCACGCUCCCCAUAACCUGUCCCAAACUCAGGGCAUGGAUAGUGUCCAUCAAGACACCCAUAGAGAGAAGCGAGGCGGCUCAGUCGGCAGGGUGAGCUUGGAUGCACUAACCAAGGACCGACCGUCAAUGGAUGAGCCUGAGACAAAGAAUAAAAAGAGCGUGAGGAAGAGGUUCAGCUUGCUUAAGCUUGGCAUGAAGCAUCACAAAGCUGGAACUGCAAUGGGAAGCCUAGACGAGGAACAGUAA